Molecule: messenger RNA, 1992 nt
Organism: Monoraphidium neglectum
Lineage: Eukaryota; Viridiplantae; Chlorophyta; Chlorophyceae; Sphaeropleales; Selenastraceae
Exons: 7
Coding region: 1-1992 (663 amino acids)
Source: RefSeq, a predicted model, not a curated record
AUGGCGGGCGAGCUGCUGACGCCUGAUGACAUCACCUUCCUGAACACGUCGGGCGCCGCCACGCCUGCGUGUGUGUUUGGUGGUGUGGAGGAGGGCGGCCUGCUGUACCGCUGCAGGGUGACCUCCCACGUGCAGCAGCUGACGUGGGGCGUGCUCGGUGACGCGAGGGGUGCCUGCAUCAAGUCCACCACGGUGGAGACGCGCGCGAUGGACCUGCAAGUCAGCCUGCAAGCCGCGUCCACUUUGGCCUCUCCCCUGUGCAGCUCUGAUGCCACUUGGAGCGCCAGCCUGCCGCUCGCCCUGGACGUCAACCCGGCGUCGGGCUUCGAGGUCUCGCCGGAUGACGUCAGCGUCAACGACACCGCGUGCGUGCUCGCCGCCGCGGGGCAGCGGCUGGACUGCCACGUGCCUGCGGGCGUGACGGCGGUGGAGGUCGCCGUGACCAAGAACGGCUUCACAGCGCGGAACAUUACCGUCUUCAAUGCACCAGCCGUCGAUUACACACUCAGCGCCGCCGCCCGCCAGAGCUCCAUCGUGACUGAGUCCGGGCCGGCAGCGGAGGCCGUGGUGGACGUCUACGUGGGUGGCGGGCUGACGCAGAAUGAUGUCACCUCGAGCUAUGCUGGUUGCGUCUUCACCGGCAGCAGCGGAGGCGUGGCGCUCACCUACAGGUGCAGGGACCUGCCCAUCGGGGACACGCACAUCACCUUCUCCGCCAACAAGAGCGGUUGCCCGGUCUCCGACACUGUUGAGGUGGCCGUUAACACCAGGAUGUCUGCUGGCCCGGACCAGUCCGUGCGCACCUGUGACCCGUCCACCACCUUUGCCUUCAACGUCACCGUGGCGCGUGGCAGCGCCGCCGUGGGCCCCCUGAAGGUCAACCUGCCCGAGGGUUUGACCAAGUCAAACUACGACGGCCCCUUCAACGCGUCGGCUGGGCAGGAGCUGAUCAUGUUCAAGGGCAUCCCAGUGGGCUCUCACGAUAUCCAGAUCUGGGCCGACGCGGCCCAUGACGGCACCGUCAGCGACUCAGUGGUGCUCUCGGUGACCCAGACCGGCGUCGCAAGCAUCGAAAACGCGGACCGCCUCCCCCCCGUCUCCUACGUCGCAACCUCGGACGACCUGCCGUCCCAGGACCGCCCCGUCUUUGCUGACGUGUACCUCGUGAUGCGCGACGGCAUCGCGUCGUCCGACGUCCGCUUCCUCAACACCACCGGCGCCGCCCGGCCCGAGUGCGUGUUUGUCGGCGCGCAGGGCGCCGACCUGCUGUACCGCUGCCGGGUCGACUCGGGCGCGCAGCGGCUGACGUGGGGCGUGCUCGGCAAUGAGAGGGGCGCCUGCCUCACGGCUGCCACGAUUCAGACGGUCCCCCUGGACCUCCACGUCAGCCUGCCUGCCACCUUGGCGCCCGCCACGCCACUGUGCAAGCCGACCGACAAGUGGAUGACACAGAUCACACCCCGCCUCGAUGUGAACGCCGCGGCCGGUGUCGGCGUAUCGCUCGAUGACGUCAGCGUCAACAACACCGCGUGCGUGGUCAACACGGAGGAGCGCCGCAUCGACUGCGCGGUGCCUGCGGGCAUCACGCCGGUCAUGGUCACCGUGACUAAGAGCGGAUUCACCGCCAGUAACGUCACCGUCUUCAACGUCCCGGCCGGCGAUUACACCUUGGACGCACGCUUCGGCGGGGAGCCCCGGAAGCUGCUCCCCCUGGCCCCGCCCGCAAACGCCACGGCCCUGCCGCCCCUGACGCUCGUCGCCGGCGCCGACGUCGCGCCCGGCGACAUCGCGCACCCGGAGGGCUGCGACCCGGUGGGCAACGCGACGCUGCCCGGCGGGCGCACGCAGUACGCGUACAGCUGCGGCGCGGACGCCGUCGGCUUUGGGCGCUAUGCGCGGGCGUUCUUCGCGGUCAGCCAGGGCAACAACCACCACAUAGACCCCAACACUGGAUCAAGUGAGCCUGGGUUGUUUGACUUGUCACUGAAUUGA